Molecule: messenger RNA, 363 nt
Organism: Lactuca saligna
Lineage: Eukaryota; Viridiplantae; Streptophyta; Magnoliopsida; Asterales; Asteraceae
Source: the annotation of a GenBank genome assembly
AUGGGACGUAUCCCAUCUAACCUGGCACUAAAAAGGAGAGGAGUUGCAAUUAUAAACACAUCAUGCCCCCAGUGUCAUCUUGAGAAUGAAGAUACGGAGCACAUUCUUAUACGCUGUCCAGUGGCGAGCAAUGUCUGGGAUUUGAUAUUUAAAUGGUGCAACAUUCCGAAACCACAAUUUCAAACCGUCGGGGAACUUAUCGGAUUUGUAAAAACUUGGGGGAUACGUAGGAGAAGGAGAAACAACCUAAUAUGUGUUUGUUUUGGUGUAAUGUGGAUAUUAUGGAAAACAAGAUGUGACGGUGUAUUAAAAAACAAACGAACUUCUCCUCCACUUGUAAAGAGCACAAAGGCGAAGCACUGA